Molecule: messenger RNA, 1368 nt
Organism: Zasmidium cellare ATCC 36951
Lineage: Eukaryota; Fungi; Ascomycota; Dothideomycetes; Mycosphaerellales; Mycosphaerellaceae
Exons: 2
Coding region: 1-1368 (455 amino acids)
Biological process (GO): cytokinin metabolic process
Molecular function (GO): cytokinin dehydrogenase activity; FAD binding
Source: RefSeq, a predicted model, not a curated record
AUGGCGGCAUCGGAACAGUUGGACAGCUUCUUCAAGCAGCAUCCUCACAUCCGCUAUGUCACCCCAACAUCACCCGAUUAUCCUGAAUUAAGAUCCACGUGGUAUGGGAACGAAGGCGCAACACCGCUCGGCAUCGCACGUCCUCAGAACGCCGAAGAUGUCGGCGCAAUCGUAUCGUUCACCGGUUCGAGCAAUAUUCCUUUCACUGUGCGAACAGGCGGACACGAUAGCUGGUUUCGAGGGUUCGCCGCUGAUGCUCUCACCAUCGAUAUGCGCGAUAUUGACUUUGUGCAAAUCGAGGCCUCGAAAUCUUCCGCGAGGAUAGGUGGCGGCGUGCUGCAGGGCCAGGUCGCUCGAGAACUGUCCAAAGAGAGGCUCACCACUUCGAUGGGAAGCGUUCCGUCCGUUGGAUAUGUUGGUUGGGCGGUCUGUGGCGGGUAUGGACGUUUUGCUGGAACGUAUGGGAUGGGCGUGGAUCAGAUUCUAGCCGCGAAGCUGGUGAAUUGCGAUGGCCAGAUUUUGGAGGCUGAUGCUGAGAUGCUGCGGAUUAUUCGAGGUGGAGGGGGAAUGUUGGGUGUGAUCGUGGAACUUACGAUUAAGAUCUACCCUCUGGAGAAGCUUCUAGCUGGUCGCAUUGUGUUUGAGUCCAGCGACUUGGCCGCAAUCAUAAAGGAGUUCGCAUCUGGAGACAGAGCACUAGAGAGGGACGGCUUUCCAGCUCCAUUGCAUAUACUACCUGUCAUCGUCAACGCUCCACUUGGCAAGACGCUCGCAGUCGCAUUUACGUGGAGCUCACCCGACUUCGCAACCGGCCGCCAAUACGUCGACCGCGUCUCAUCCUUCGGCCACGCAAUCAUGAACACCGUGGAAGAAACCAACAUCCCCGACUGGCAGGAAGCAUCAGCAGCCGGCUUACCACCCGUCAUGUUCGGCAUCCACAACCAAAAGUCCUGCCGCGUCUACUCCCUCUCCGAUCAAGUCGCAGAAGUAAUCGCAGACGCCGCAGCAAAGAUGCCAAGCGACCCAGCAACCCUCACAGGAAUCCACACGCUUCGAGAAGCAGAAGAACCCAUCCAAGACUCCGUGUUCAAGGUACGGGAACCGCACUUCUUUAUCGAGAUGCUAUCUACAGUCUCCGAACCCGAUCCCAAGAAAAUCGAGGAAGCAAAGAAGUGGGCUGCGGAGUACCAUGAUGCUUUGAUGAAGAUUGAUGAGGGAAAUUUGGAGAAGGCGCAGUAUUUCACGCAUACGUCUCCUGAGGAUGCCGAUUUUCAGGGGAUGUAUGGUGAGUAUUGGGAUUCGUUGGUGGAGGCGAAGAGGAAGUAUGAUCCGAGGAAUGUGUUUCGAUCAGGGCCGACGUUUGAGUAA